UCAGGGACAAAGUCUCCGCUCCAGCCGCUCUGAGCACUCUCCCUCCCUCUGCCCCUCAGGGUGCCGGUGCCGCCAUGGGGGAAUGGGCUUUCCUGGGCUCUCUGCUGGACUCGGUGCAGCUGCAGUCUCCCCUGGUGGGCCGCCUGUGGCUGGUGGUGAUGCUGAUUUUCCGAAUCCUGGUCUUGGCCACGGUGGGAGGUGCCGUGUUCGAGGAUGAGCAGGAGGAGUUCGUGUGCAACACGCUGCAGCCCGGGUGCCGCCAGGCUUGCUACGACCGGGCCUUCCCCAUCUCCCAUUACCGCUUCUGGCUCUUCCACAUCCUGCUGCUCUCUGCUCCCCCCGUGCUGUUUGUCAUAUACUCCAUGCACCAAGCCAGCAAGUGCCCGGGACCCCCAGGGGAUGGCGAGAGGGAGCAGGAGGAAGGGGAUGGCGGCCACGGGCAGCACCUGGCGGGGCCCCGGGCCUGCCACUGCUACCUGCUGAGCGUAGCGCUGCGCCUGCUGGCCGAGCUCGGCUUCCUGACGGGGCAGACGCUGCUGUACGGCUUCCAGGUGGCACCCCACUUUCUGUGCACCCAGACCCCGUGCCCCCACACCGUGGACUGCUUUGUCAGCCGGCCCACAGAAAAGACGGUCUUUGUGGUCUUCUACUUUGCAGUGGGGCUUCUCUCGACCCUGCUCAGCGUGGUCGAGCUGCUCCACCUCUUCUGGAAGGGGCGACGGAGCCGGGACAAAAGUCUCCUGUGGUCAGGCAAGGGGGGCACACUUGAGAAAGACAACCAUUGUAACCAGGAGCAGGAAGAAGCCCAGAAGCUUCUGCUGCCACUCUCCCCACCCCGAAGGGCCUCUACCCUGGGUCCUGCUCUGGAUGCCCCACCUGCCUAUGCCCACAAGCUGCCGCAGGGGGCCGGCAGCGAGGGCGGCAGCAGCAGGAGCAAGCCCUCACUGUCCAUGGUCAGAGAGGACCUCGCCAUCUAAAGACACUCUUAGAUGGGGGAACCUGGGGGGCAGGGGAGUGAAGAUGUGGGAACAGGCCAACCUCUGCUCUGGAAGAUCAAAAGCAGGAAGCACGUGGCUGGGUAGAAAGGAUCCUGGAUACAAAGCCAGGAAAUCUGCAUUUAGUUCAGAUCUUGUCUCCCGUGUGUGUGAUCUUGAGCCAUUCACUUUCCGAUCUGAGUGCGAGCUUCCUCCUCUAUCUAAUGAUGGGGAAGGGUAUUUAAGGUUCUUUCUGGCUCAGCCAAUCUAUGGUUGUAACUAUCCAUCUCCCCUCCGCCAAGAACUCUGAGGUCAAUGGGAGAGAAAGCUUAGAGGGAAACACUGACACUCCCCAUUGUCUGCGCAGGUAGCUCCAGAGACAGAAGGCAAGAAGUCUGCUUACCCUGGGGAUCAUGUGUGGGAGGACGACUGCAAGUGUGGAAGGGGGAGGAGCAGGCUGCUUGUUAUCUUGUCGAUCACAGCAAUAAGGGUGAUUUGUGGUCAGUGUUCCUGGACUCUGCAUUCCGUGUUAGGUGACCGUAGGGUUAUCGUGUGGGCUUGCGCCUGGUACCCGGCACAUGUCUUUAAUGUACUCAGGGCCUCAAGCAGAGCAGGACGAUGUGACUGCCAGCUUUCAUUCAGCCCCAAAGACCCAAAUACAUCAAAUCACCCUCUUCUCCUAUUAGCAAAGCGGGCAGAGCUGGAAAGAGUUAGGACAUGUCCCACCGCACACUGUAUGUGCCCUGUGGAGGGUGCCCAUUUACUGAAACCCAGUCUCUCUUACACACACAGGGAAGGGAAACUCACAGUAUUGUUCCUCUCUUUGCAACCCCACUCUACCGGCUCCUUUCUCAGUUGCAAAUGCAUUUGCUCUUCUCUCUGUGGGUUCAGUUCCAUGUUUUCUCCUCCCUCCUGAAUUGUUACAGUCAAUAGAGGGCUAUGUUUGGAGACAAA
Molecule: messenger RNA, 1928 nt
Organism: Antechinus flavipes (yellow-footed antechinus)
Lineage: Eukaryota; Metazoa; Chordata; Mammalia; Dasyuromorphia; Dasyuridae
Gene: GJD3
Product: gap junction protein delta 3
Exons: 1
Coding region: 75-977 (300 amino acids)
Biological process (GO): cell communication
Cellular component (GO): connexin complex
Source: RefSeq, a predicted model, not a curated record